AAGUGAGAGUGUGAGACGUUGUGGAUCUUAUAUUAGGAGUUGGGAUUGGGAUCCUCGUAGUCCCUUCGACGUUUUCUCUGCAUCUAAUAGCAGAAAUCUUGAUUUCUCCACUUUUCUCUCAAACAAACACAGAGGACUCUGACUCUCGGAUUGUUCUUUGGAACGUUCACCAUGAUGGUGGCGCGUGGAUUGGGAUCUCGAAGAUGGAUUCGGAUUGUUCUGUUCUAUGUGUAUGUGUAGAAGAUCGGAUCGAAAGGAGUAUUAUCUUACGACGACAAAGAGAAAGAGAUGGGCCAAUGUGCUCUUGGAGUGUGCAAGUUAAUUUCAUCUUGGAAUAUAAAGAUGGGAAUAACAUCCUCAAGAAACAGGUUGCCAAAACAACAAGAACAUAGCAUUGGUUUGCUCAGCCAUCAAGUUGAAGUUGAUAUUCCUAGCAUCAAACAAGAAACAUACCAAGAAUCUUCAUUGGUUAAGGUUGACAUUACAGUCAAUACAGAUGUUACUGUUCUUACUAAUGCACCUGACACGAAAACAACUCACAUAAGGGAAGAAACUCCGACCAUCCAAAAUUCCGAUGAUGAAGUAUUCUUUGAAACAUUAAAGGUUUCUAAUGCAUCACAAUUGCUGUCUUUGCCGCGCAACUUGCUAAGCCUAAGAAUUAAGGGAUGUGAAUCAUUGGAUGUCCUUCCAAAUGAUUUGUUUGAUGGAUUAACCUUUCUUAAAGAGUUGGAAUUGAUCGACUGUUCUUCUCUAAUAUCCAUCCCUUACCCUACUUCCUUGACUACACUUAACAUACGCAACUGUAGAAAUUUUGAAUUGCUCCCAUCCUUAGAAUCAAGGAAGAGGCUUUCCUCUAUUCACACUUUGUCCAUUGGGAACUCUUGUGAUUCCCUCACUACAUUGUCUUUAGAUUUUUUCCCGAAACUCAAAGAUCUUUCUAUAAGGCAUUGUCCCAAUUUUUUAUCUUUAAAUGUUACAGGGAUAUAUACGGGUGAUCUUGCAUUAAAGUCUUUACAAAUCAUAGAUUGUCUAGGAUUCAAUUCUUUCCCAGAUGAAGAAUUCCACACACCAAACCUAAAUUCCAUCAUCCUUUACGAUUGCCAGAAUCUUUACAAAUUCCCUGAUUUUGUUAAAUCUCUCGCAUCUCUCCUUACAUUAUAUGUAGUUAGAUGUCCGCAUAUUUCGAAUGCGGGUUUGCCUUCAAGCUUAACUUUCCUCUCUAUUGACAAUUGUGACAAACUUACAUCACAAAAGGAUUGGGGAUUGGAAAAUCUCAAGUCUCUCACUGCUUUUAAGAUUAGAGGUGGAUGCAUAGGCAUGAAGUCAUUUCCAGAGGAGAAGCUGCUUCCCAAAACCAUCACGUCUCUAUGCAUCACUGACUUAAAGAGUCUUACAAAGUUGGACGACAAGGGGUUUCAACAACUGAAAGCUCUUCUUAAACUUGAAAUUUAUUAUUGUGAUGUGUUGCAGCACUUGCCUGAGCAGGGCCUUCCUUCCACCUUAGUUUGUCUCAAUAUAUAUGGAUGCCCAAUGUUGACUCCAAGCCUUAAACCCGAGACAGGAAAGUACUGGCGCAUGGUGGCUCAUAUCGAAAGUAUAAUAAUUGAUAAUCAGAGAGUUCGGGAAUAAAAAAGCUAAGUGCUUGGGUUUUUGUAUUAAAACACCAAAACUAGGCAAAAAAAAAUUUGUUACUUAUGUAUUAUGUUAUAUGUAUUUCUUUUCACUGUGAUUCUGACACUAAAGAAUUGAUUAUUCUAAAGUUCAUUUUCUCUACACAACUAUGUUAGUUCAUGACAGUAUUUUGUGCAUUA
This is a messenger RNA of Trifolium pratense (red clover), 1811 nucleotides long. Its product is annotated as putative disease resistance protein At3g14460. The coding region runs from base 289 to 1629 and encodes 446 amino acids. The transcript is spliced from 3 exons. Lineage: Eukaryota; Viridiplantae; Streptophyta; Magnoliopsida; Fabales; Fabaceae. The record is from RefSeq and is a predicted model, not a curated record.